CGGGGCGGGGAGUCUAUUUAUAUGGGGGCAGUCUUCUUCUCAGCCAGUUGAAGAAAGAAAAAGGGUUACCACUUUGUCAAAUCUUCUAACUUAAGAGUAAAAAUGAGGGAAAUCGUGCAUCUUCAAGCUGGACAAUGCGGUAACCAGAUCGGAGCCAAGUUCUGGGAGGUUAUCAGUGAUGAACACGGUAUUGAUCCCACCGGCACAUAUCAUGGCGACAGCGACCUCCAGCUCGAUAGGAUCAAUGUCUAUUACAAUGAGGCAUCAGGAGGCAAAUACGUGCCCCGUGCUGUGUUGGUGGAUCUGGAGCCUGGUACCAUGGACUCCGUGAGAUCCGGACCUUUUGGUCAGGUCUUCAGGCCAGACAACUUUGUUUUUGGUCAGAGUGGUGCUGGAAACAACUGGGCUAAAGGUCACUACACCGAGGGAGCAGAGCUGGUGGACUCUGUCCUGGACGUGGUUCGUAAAGAGGCCGAGAGCUGCGAUUGCCUGCAGGGCUUCCAGCUCACCCACUCUCUCGGUGGAGGCACUGGCUCAGGGAUGGGCACCCUCCUCAUCAGCAAGAUCCGCGAAGAGUAUCCCGACCGCAUCAUGAACACCUUCAGCGUGGUGCCCUCACCCAAAGUGUCCGAUACUGUAGUAGAGCCAUACAAUGCUACGCUGUCUGUCCACCAGCUGGUGGAAAACACAGAUGAGACCUACUGCAUCGACAACGAAGCUCUGUACGAUAUUUGCUUCCGCACCCUCAAACUCACCACACCUUCAUACGGUGACCUCAACCAUCUGGUCUCCGCCACCAUGAGCGGAGUCACCACCUGCCUCAGAUUCCCUGGCCAGCUCAACGCAGAUCUGCGCAAGCUGGCCGUAAACAUGGUGCCCUUCCCUCGUCUCCACUUCUUCAUGCCUGGCUUCGCUCCUCUCACCAGCAGGGGGAGCCAGCAGUACCGUGCACUGACCGUUCCUGAACUCACGCAGCAGAUGUUCGACUCCAAGAACAUGAUGGCCGCCUGCGACCCGCGUCACGGCCGCUACCUCACAGUUGCCGCCAUCUUCCGUGGCCGCAUGUCCAUGAAGGAGGUGGACGAGCAGAUGCUCAAUGUUCAGAACAAGAACAGCAGCUACUUCGUCGAAUGGAUCCCCAACAACGUCAAGACCGCUGUCUGCGACAUCCCACCCAGGGGACUCAAGAUGGCUGCCACCUUCAUCGGCAACAGCACUGCCAUCCAGGAGCUGUUCAAGAGGAUCUCAGAGCAGUUCACUGCUAUGUUCAGGCGCAAGGCUUUCCUGCAUUGGUACACCGGAGAAGGUAUGGAUGAGAUGGAGUUCACUGAGGCCGAGAGCAACAUGAACGACCUGGUGUCCGAGUACCAGCAGUACCAGGAUGCCACCGCAGAGGAGGAGGGCGAGUUUGAGGAGGAAGGAGAGGAAGAGCUGGCUUAAGUCUCUUAAUAUAAGUGUGUCGUUUUUCCAGGCUGUAUCAUUUUGCUCAUGUACAAGGAAACAAAUUUUUCCAAAGCUCAAUUUUCUUUUUCUGUUCUUGUCUCUUGUUUGUACAGAUGUCAUUAAAGGCUUUUUCUUCUGUUGAAA
Onychostoma macrolepis is the source of this 1587-nucleotide messenger RNA. It is a transcript of the gene tubb2b, whose product is annotated as tubulin, beta 2b. NCBI's taxonomy places the organism in Eukaryota, Metazoa, Chordata, Actinopteri, Cypriniformes, Cyprinidae. Gene Ontology annotation, molecular function: structural constituent of cytoskeleton; GTPase activity; GTP binding. Gene Ontology annotation, biological process: microtubule cytoskeleton organization; mitotic cell cycle. The transcript has 4 exons. Gene Ontology annotation, cellular component: microtubule; cytoplasm. The record is from RefSeq and is a predicted model, not a curated record. The coding region runs from base 103 to 1440 and encodes 445 amino acids.